Messenger RNA from Amoebophrya sp. A120, 4744 nucleotides. Lineage: Eukaryota; Dinophyceae; Syndiniales; Amoebophryaceae. The record is from the annotation of a GenBank genome assembly.
CAACAUCUUUGUGGUUGUAAAUAUCCAUUGUGAUCAUCAAAUCGUAUAAUAAGUCGGAACAACAACAAGCGAAGUUUCAAAAAAAUGACGUACGGAGACAGUGUCGGUUACGGUACGCGCACCCUGCCGGUGGCGCACAUCCCAAGCAACGCGGGACACACCCGGGAGGGCGGCAGGAGCCAAAACAUGGUAUCCCACAGAAAAAAGCUGGCAGAGCAUAUUUGUAAUGCAAAAAUAAAUACACAGAAAAAUCUGUCAUGGGCGGCCUCAUAGCAUGCUAUUUAGGAUAUGCAGUACAAUUUUUUUUGUCCAUUUAUUUUUGCAUUACAAAUAUGACCUGCCAGCUUUUUUCUGUGUGAUACAUGGUCCAGCCACUGCACAAGAUCGGUAGCGGUAUUCCCACCAUGCCGCCCGCGGGGGCACCCAAACGAGGCGCCGGCUUUGUGUGGGCCAAGCACGGCAAGGAACUCCUCGCAGCGGGCCGAGCGGAAUGGAACAGCGGGACAACGAUGAACGAAACAGUAGACGAGUUCAAGUUCACGCUCCGCAGCGAAAACAUCUCCUGCAACUACGGCUCUGGGAAAAAAGUUUACAGGUAUAACUACAGGGUGUUGCAUGUAUCCGAUUUUUCGCAUCCUUGGCAUUGUCAUUGAUUUCAGCAUCUCUACUGCUUGAUGUUCAUCGUAGGAAAAAAACCAUGACGAUCUUCGCUUUAUGAAUUACAAUGAAAAAAAUCCGCAUCGGACGACAGACUAUCGGGCAGCAUUGCGGGCCGCCCCAUGCGUUUGGUAUCGGAGCGAAACAAGUUGCCCGUGAACGGGAAGUCGGUAUACCUGAGUCUGGCCGUAUCCCACGAAAAAAGUGUUACAGUUACACAUUUGUAGUGAAUUCAGCAACACAAAUUUCUCUGCGUGAGAGAGAAAACUUGUAAUGCAGAACUCCUACGGGAAAACACCUAUGAAAUGAGGCUCCCGAGCAUUUCCUGCAUGAGAAAGGUUGUCUGUGUUGCCGGUCUUGCAACACAGUGUGUAACUGUAGCACUUUUUUCUUGCGAUAUGCCGGGAACGAGUUUGUGUCCGCCGACGGGCGCCGGCCCGAGAAAGCCCGGAAACCCAGCAUGGAGGCCAUCGCGCUGAAAACGAAGGACCAGGCAGCGUACGUAUGCAUUGCAAAUAUGUCUGGGUCUGGAAACUUGUGAUGCUGUUUGGCGAAUCAUGUGGACGCCUUCACUGACAGCCAAGCAUGACAAGUUUUGGACUUGCUAUAGUGUUGCCUAUCUGCAUGACAAACUGUGUUUCUGCAUGAUAGAGAAAUAUGGCUUUUGGGUUGCGCGCAUUACAGACUUGAGAGCCAUGCUAGCCGUGCAUGACAAAGAACCUGCACUCUUUUCGCGGUUCUGACCCUAGAUCUCCUGCGGCCGUAGCUGCUUGCGGCGACGCUGCAAAGGUUUUCGAUGUGGUGCAGUCGGGUAUGCAUGACAAAGAGCCUUGCAUUCUUCCAGACCCAGACGUUGUUGCAUUUGAUAGUACGUGCAGAACGGCAACAACGAGACCGCGUUGCAGCUGAAGGUGCUCCCGAGUUUCAUGCACCGGACCUUUUCCUCUCUGAAGGACCCAGAACGAGAAAAUUUGAAUCCCGAGGCCUUCACCCGGGAAACCCGGCACUUCAAGUGGAAGGCGAAGCGGUUUGUCCGAAUGCAGAAAAAUAAGGUGGCCUCGUCCUCUUCGUUGAGCACCACCAGCACGGCGGCGCCGUCCCCGGGCGACCACAUUUCACCGAGCAGCGGCCAUUCUAGUCCAGCCGACGGCAAUUUAGGGACGACCACACUGCCGGCAAUAGGUGGCAAGCCGCGAAGCAGCACGUUACCUCCGCCGGCAGGAGUAGCACAACAGGUAGAGGAGCAAAGUAGUAGAGAGCAGGGAGCCACGAGAAGUAGUGCCACGAGUUGUACUAGUAGACCAGAGCAGCAGGGUUUGCCACCGGUUGUAAGAAAGACGAGCAAGGGGACCACGGGUAACAAGAAGUCCUCCGGAACAACAAAACGGGGAAGUACCAGUAGCCCGGAAAGAAACGCCGCACGAAAGAGGGACGGUUCGGCGUCGAUAGAGCGUGUUGAUGCGGAAGGCGGAGAAACGAAUCGCUUCGCGCGGACUUUCGACGUCUUACCACGGCUGCCGGAGAGAAAGGUCAACUCUUCCAUUAUGUACUACGACGACGUGGCGGGGGAGACCAAGAGAAAAUCCAAGUUCCACGUGCCGAAGUCCAUGUACGACACGCGAUCGCUAUCCCCGAAAGGGAGCGGGUUGCACCUCACCCGAGAGCACCGCUUCAACCUGGAGGAGUGGCCACAACCGGCCGACAAAUUGUCGCUGACCAUGAGCACUUUCGUACUGAUGAUGAUUUGAUGUUGUAUAUUUAUAGUAGCUUCUUGCUUGCUUGCUUGAGCUUGGGUCCGAGUUCUGAGCAGGAGACCUAGACUUGGUCUUUGGUCCCCGCGUGUUGGAGUUCUUCCAGUAUGAAAAUGACGAGCACAAGACUUCUCCAAUGUUGUAUGUACUUUUCCCAAUACAGGAUAAAGAUGCUGCGGAGAUUAUCCUGUGUAAAAACGUCCCCACCCCAGAGUCAAGAUGGGGAUCUCGCAACACAAGUCGAGAAGUUUUGGGAGUCAAGCAUGACAAGUUCGUCUCUGUCUUGUAGGGCAGUUCAGCGAGUACAGCCGCAACGCAAAUCCAUUUACUCAUCCUAUUCAGAGCAUUACAAAGUCCAAAACACGACUGGAAAUGCCUCUCAUGGGGAUGCGCAUUACAAAUUUUCCUGUGACUGGAAAUCUGCAUGACAACUCUGGUGUGGGGAUGUUUUUACAUAGGAUAGAGAUGGCGACCCUACGGGCGAGACGAAACCCGAUGUCGCAAACCUUUUGGAACGCGAAGGAGCUAUCAAAUGCAAAUGUGUCUGGGUCUCGGAGAUUGCGAGACUUGUCAUGCUAGUCUGGCAUGACUCUGAACUCUGUGUUGCGUCACCGCAAAGAGCUACUGUGGCCUGUCAUGCAAAACCUCAGUUUCUCAUGCGGAGUACGCAACUCAGAACCACGGAAAAGCUUGUCAUGCUUGGCAGCCGAUUUUUACAGUGCGCUCACUAUUGAUUCCCUCCCUUGCAUCACAAGUUUCCCGACAACAUAUUUGCAAUGCAUAGGAGCACUACAGUACCCAAACGAAGAGAGACUUCCUGCAUCCGAUUGAUCUCGCGAAGCAGCGUCGGAUCCCGGACAAGCGGUCAAAAUCCUAUGGGCACGGCAUGCAGAAGCAGUAUUUUUCUUCGCAUUUUUGCGAGGCGGUGAUACUGAUACACGCUGGUGUUCAGCUUUUCAUUCAUGAUUUAUUCAUCUCUUUGUACUAAGGCGCUGCUGACAACAUGUUUCAUUCGCCACAAAUUAUAACGUCCAGGUUCUACAGCACCUUUACAGACGGUUUCGCAGCACAGAGUAAGAAGAGUAAGCAUCGCAAGCCAGCACCGUCACCGACAGAAAUGGUACAGCAGCAUUUUUGAUUUAAAAUUGGUUGGAGGCAUCAGGAAAAAUCCAGUCUUGAGUACUUAAUUAAGAAGUGCGCUCCAGGCCGUAGCAUACAUGACAUGAUGUCCUGACCCGGGGAACAGGAUCAAACAAAAUUGUGCACUGAAGUAGAAGAUGCACUCGUCAUCUUCAUUAAAACAACCAGGUUUCGCACAGUGCGGACGACGAGCUGGAGAAUUUUUUUGCGGACCAGUUCGGCGGCGCCCCGUCUGCGUCGCCGAAUCCUGAUGCGUACGAGGAACCACUUGAGACGAGUCGCGGCGUGACGCUCGAGGAGGCGGUGGAACUGCAGAAGGAACAACUACCGCAGUCGGCUGCACCGGUAAUUACGGUCGCGGAGCUGCAGGCGGCAGCAGCGGAACAACCGGGAGCCGCGACGGCGGUGGCGGAACAUCAACCGAUGGAGGCUGCGCAGCAGGCGGAGGGAGAUUUGGACAGCGAAGAGGGAAACUACACUGCGGAUGGCAAAGCGUGCUACAAGGGCAUCACCUGGGCGAUGGUCGAGGGCAUGCCGGAACUGAAACCCGCACCCAAAUUUAUCAUGCUUAACGACGGCAGUGGCUUGUUCUAGAAAUUGAUUUUAGAGUAAUUGAUUCUGCUCUGGCUUCUGGCAGCAGCGCCUUAUUUCUGCUACAGUAGCUAUUAAUUUUACAUUACGAGUCAUUGAUUUAAAACGCUUUGUAGCUCUGCCUUGCCGAGCGAAGAAGAGAAGUCCUGAAUUCGUGUAUUUUCUUCAAUACAGAAAGCGAUAUUUAUUAUUGCUCAGUUUUUCGAUCUGCAUCUUUCAAUUGAUUUUACAACAUUUCAACUUGUACAACGACAACGCUGAGUGACAGAAGUUCGCCUGAUCUAAUGGCAACUGCUCUUGCUCCGUUCGAUUUCAGUCAUUUAGAAUUCACGUAUGAAUGUACUUGCUUUGCAGGAUUUGCUAGGUUUGCCUACUUAAUGUGUACAAUCGGAUUCCGAGUUUCGCUCCAAUGCAAUUUUGUUUCGUGCUUCUUGUUGAUUCUCCAAAUCGAAAAGUCUUGUACCUAUUUGACGUGCUGCAAAUUUGCAAAUAAUUGACUUUGGAAGUUAUCGUACAACUGUAACUGAAAUUCACUUGUAUCUGCGCCCGGUGACGUAGAACCACACGACAGACAGCACGAAUCUCUUGCCAAAUUGAUGGGAGCC